AUCUGCCUCUGUUUUUGUCUAGUUGGAGAUUAUCCCUUAAUCAUGCAGGGUCCAGGUGUGCAUUUUCAGAUUUGUUGACUCAGGAAAGCUGUAGAUAGCAUUAAAGGCCAAUGACAUUAUACUGUAGCUACAUUUAGGUUGUUGCUCCUCUGAACAAGAACUCUUGCUUGAACCACCCAGCGAAAAGAAUGGCAAGAAGAAAUGUCCUCAUUACAGGUUGCUCCUCAGGAAUUGGACUGGCAUUAGCCGUAAAAAUGGCAAAAGAUGAACAGAAAAGAUUUAAAGUGUAUGCCACAAUGCGGAAUCUGGCCAAGAAAGAGCCACUCGAGGAAGCUGCAGGUCGCAGUCUGGGCAAAACCCUCGAAAUUAAACAACUGGAUGUCUGUGAUGAACAGUCUAUUAAAACUUGUGUGAAUAGUAUCCCUGACAGAAGGAUUGAUAUCCUAGUUAGCAAUGCUGGAAUGGGGCUCAUUGGACCUAUUGAAUGUCAGACCAUAGAUGAAAUGAAAACUGUGAUGGAUACCAACUUCUUUGGACUAGUUCGACUCCUGAAGGAGAUUUUGCCUGACAUGAAGAGGAGAAAGAACGGGCAUAUAGUUAUAAUAAGCAGUGUUAUGGGAAUACAAGGUAUCUUAUUUAAUGAUGUUUAUGCUGCAUCUAAGUUUGCUGUGGAAGGAUUUUGCGAAAGUUUAGCUAUCCAAGCACUCAAGUUCAAACUGCAGUUAAGUCUGAUUGAACCAGGCCCAGUGGUUACAGAGUUUGAAAGAAAAGUGUUUGAAGAUGGAAUGAAGAUGGAUCUUUCAGCUGCAGAUGAGGAAACAGCUGAGAUGUUUACUAAUAUUUACCUUAAAAAUUACAAACAAAUUUUCCAGAGCCUGGGACAAAGUGCUGAAGAUGUUGCGGAGCAUACAGUAAAGAUAAUUCUUGCAGAAAAUCCACCUUUUCGCCAUCAGACCAACACCUUGUAUACUCCGAUGACGACUCUGAAAUAUGCAGAUCCAAAUGGAGAUCUACCCAUUGAUACAUUCUACAAAAUGGUUUUUCAUCAUGACAAAAUUUUCAGUGCAAGUCUUAACUUUAUCAAAUUGCUAAGGUGGAGGAGUAGAAAGAGCUUUGACCUGGGAAAACCCUCACAAUAAGUAUGAGAAUAUACAGGCAAAUUGGAAUUACUUGUUGUAGCUACUGAUAAUGCAGUAUGUUGUUAUUCAGAUGUCUUUGCUCUGUAGUUGUGAAAAGGCAUUCAAGAUGUUUAUCUGAGCUUAGAUAAGAUAUUCAGCUUAAUGCAUUUAUCUUGAACUUUACAGUUUGCAGAACCUUGAAAUUAAAAUCUUCUAACUAUACGUUUAUUCUGUUUAGUGUUUGCUUUUUAGAGAGAUCUGUUUUCAUGGGAACAUGAACAUUUACUGAUACUUGUGUAUUCAGUAUUAUCCAGAUCCCCUUCACUUAUUAAUACAUACCGAGAUGUGUACUGUAUGUAAAUUAUUUAGAUUCUUAAUAUCAUAUAAAUAUUUUAUCUUUUUACCUGUUAGACUAGAAUAGAAUUAGUAUCGUAAUCUCUCAAUCACAAUAGCAUUCUCAUUUUCAGAAGUCAGGUCUAUCCACCAGUAACAUAAGAGAAAGUCUCAUCAGUCUUAAAAUGUCACGAGUAGCAUAUUUAUUAUUCAUAUAUAUGUUAUAAUAUUCUGAAUGCUUCCUUUAUCUGCAAUGGUUACUGGUAUGUUGCACAUAGCAGACAAUAAAAUGUUUUUUUAAAAGCAUCUUAAAAUAAAAUUUCUUCUUAC
Aquila chrysaetos chrysaetos is the source of this 1781-nucleotide messenger RNA. Its product is annotated as retinol dehydrogenase 8-like. The transcript is spliced from 6 exons. Gene Ontology annotation, biological process: estrogen biosynthetic process. Gene Ontology annotation, cellular component: cytoplasm. The coding region runs from base 189 to 1139 and encodes 316 amino acids. The record is from RefSeq and is a predicted model, not a curated record. Gene Ontology annotation, molecular function: estradiol 17-beta-dehydrogenase [NAD(P)+] activity. NCBI's taxonomy places the organism in Eukaryota, Metazoa, Chordata, Aves, Accipitriformes, Accipitridae.